Messenger RNA from Mycena citricolor, 505 nucleotides. NCBI's taxonomy places the organism in Eukaryota, Fungi, Basidiomycota, Agaricomycetes, Agaricales, Mycenaceae. The record is from the annotation of a GenBank genome assembly.
GUCUUUGUCCCGGAAGUCCCUCCCGCCCUGAACGAUUCGAGAUACGACGAGUCGGAUUGGCUGGAUCUGCGGUGUCUUCCGGACGACUCGUACCCGCGCCCAAAAUUGCAGGACUGCACUGUCCGUCCGGGGUCGGUUGAGGAGAUGCCCAGAGAGACCGCAUGCGUUUACUACGAAAACGCUGGGAAUCACAGGAUGGAACUCGAGCCUGGCAAGGUCUCCGUAGGGGGAUCCAACUACAUCGUGCCGCAUCCCGAACUCGACUUAUCUCCUCUCUCCGACAAAUUUCGCCAAGUCCAGGCCAGUCUUGCUGGGGAUACCCAAUCUACGGAGCUUCCCGAAGACCCGCUGUACUUUUUCCAACCCCCAUCUGAUUCGGCAUCUAUCUAUGCUCCUGCUGAAAUCGAUCCAUGCAAUGCUGCCCAGGCAUAUGCUUAUUAUGAUUUCUCAAGUCAGCUACUGCCUUCGCUUUUACCUCGUGAAUGUUGAAAAUAUUUGAACUUCC